Trichomonas vaginalis G3 is the source of this 1452-nucleotide messenger RNA. Its product is annotated as dual specificity protein kinase family. Gene Ontology annotation, molecular function: ATP binding; protein serine/threonine/tyrosine kinase activity; protein serine/threonine kinase activity. The record is from RefSeq and is a predicted model, not a curated record. NCBI's taxonomy places the organism in Eukaryota, Parabasalia, Trichomonadida, Trichomonadidae. The coding region runs from base 1 to 1452 and encodes 483 amino acids. Gene Ontology annotation, biological process: peptidyl-serine phosphorylation; peptidyl-threonine phosphorylation. The transcript has a single exon.
AUGUAUUCUUUUGCUGAAUUCCAAUAUAAAAACAAGCCAUCUUAUAUCAGUAUUAACUCCCCAUCCCAUGGGAAACAUGUUAAACCACCAGUUCCAAAGUUAGCUUUUGAAAAUCUUAAAUGUGAUGAGAAUCAACCAGUAAAUUCUGCAAGAGUUUAUGGUCCAAAGGCUCCAGCAGGUCCAAAUCCAAGAUUUUCGCAUGCUCCUCGCACAGCGAGAAAGCCCGCCAUGUCACCAAUCAUCCCAAACGCACCAAUUUCACCUGAAGAAGCAAAAUCCAAGUAUGCUUCAAUGCUUACUUCCUAUGAGAUGAAUGAAAUCAAAGACUUCCCUGAGAUUUAUUAUCUCGGAAUUCCUUCGAAGAAAGUUCAAGUCAAAUCAACACCAGGCUCGAAUAACUACGGUUUUGAUGAUUCUAAUUAUCAUUACAAGGCAAUUGUAGGUGAUCAUUUAGCAUAUCGCUUUGAAAUCCGUGCUAUUUUCGGAAAAGGUGCAUUUGGACAAGUUCUUCGCUGCUACGAUCAUAAGACAAAGCAACAAGUUGCAAUCAAGCUUGUUAUUAAUACUGAACAAAUGCAUGAACAAGGUAAAAUCGAAGUUAUGAUUGUUCAGCAUUUGAAUAAGUACAAUCCAGAUAAGAACAGUGAUAUUGUACGAACAUUUGAUGCAUUCAUUUGGAGACAACACAUUGCUGUUUCAUUCGAGAUUCUUGGAAUGAAUCUUUACGAAUACAGUCGCUCAAUUCGUUUCCAGCCGAUGUCUUUGCAACAAAUCCACUCAAUUGCAAAGCAUAUGCUCAACGGUCUUGCUUUCUGCCAUAAGCACAACGUUGUUCAUUGUGAUAUGAAGCCUGAAAACGUUUUACUUCUUCCAAACUCCACAAUGAAAUGUAGAGUCAUCGAUUUUGGAUCAUCAUGUUUUGAUGGACAUCAAAAAUAUGAAUACAUCCAAAGUCGUUACUAUCGCGCUCCAGAAGUUAUUCUUGGAAUCAAAUACGGACCUCCUAUGGACAUCUGGUCUUUUGCUUGCAUUGUUGUUGAAAUGAUGAUUGGAAGACCACUAUUCCCAGGUGAUAAUGAACAUGAACAGCUUGAAAUGAUCAUGGAAGUUUUCGGAGUUCCUCCAGUCUCUGUCAUCAAUCAAUGCAAGAGGAAAGCAGAAUUUUUCACUCCAGACAACAAGCCAUUAUUAAGAAACAGAAGGAAGAAACUCAGAAUGCCAGGCCAAUCAAACUUGAGAGCUGCCACAAAGUUCUCAGACCCUGUUUUCCUUGAUUUCUUGCAGAAAUGUUUUGAAUGGGAUCAGGAUAAGAGAAUCACAGCUGAGCAAGCAUUGAACCAUCAAUGGUUCAGUGUUGUAAAAACAGUCAAGGCCAAUACAAGGUCGAACUCAGCUAGACCAAAUUCUGGAAAAUCUCUUCCAGGUAUUAAUACUAGAAACAGAUAUUAUUAG